CCAGGUGAUGCUGUCCAAACCCGACUGAGUGCGGAUCCGCGAAACACGAAUGGAUCCCUAUUUAAGACGGAGCUGGAGAAGGCUUUUACACUUAUUAUCCUGGUAUUUUAUCCUCAUUUAUCAAGCGCAUCUUUCCUGGGGUGUGGAUGAAUUUAAUAACAGCGGGAGCAGCAGGAUAAAGCAUCAGAAAUGGGACACCGCUUCCCAGGGAGGGCAGCACCUCCAGAGGACAGUCGCUACAUUAGAAACCAACGUAUCUGCCCCCAGUCAACCACUGGUCAAUGGGGCUGCUGUGUCAAAUCUUACAUCCUUCAAAGACAGGACACCAAACGUCUCAUCGAUCCUGAGCUCUGGCCAACUGUCUGCAGUCAUGGCACCAUCUAGUAAAACACCACCAAGAACAAUGCCUUCCAGUCAAUCACCAGCUGAGACAGCACCAUCCAGACACUCACAAACCAGCUCACUAACAGGCAGUGAAUUACCAACUGCAUCAGCAUCACCUACUCAGUCACAAGGCAGCAGAACAGAAAUUGGACAAUCACCAGGAAGCAUAACAGAAAACAGCCCAGUAUCAUCCAGCCAAUCAUCAGCUGGGAAAACCCCAUCUAAUCAAUCACAAACAAGUUCUGUACCACUCAGUAAAUCAUCACCACCCGCAUCAGUUUUCCCAUCACAGGGCAGCACAGAACAAACCAGCCAACUGCUAGGGAGCACAGCUUUAUCUAACCAAUUACCAACAAAGACAGUGCCAUCAAAAAAUUCACAAACCAGUGCAGUUCCAGACAGUCAAUCACCAACCACCUCAGCAUCAACUAGCCUAUUAAAAGGCAGCAUGGAACAAAACAGCCACUCAUCAAGCAGCACGUCACUGUCAAAUUCAGCACCAUAUGACCAAUUCAUGACCAGCUCAGUAACAUUAAAUGAAUCCAGUUCAGUGUUACUGGGAAACAUGGACAACGGAGCCCUUUCACCAGACCAACGUCCAGUCAAUACUUCAUUGCUGACCAGGCAGGUGAAGGAAGCCCUGAGGUCAUCGUUUCGUAGGAUUCCAGGGGAGCCCUGUGUGUUUCCUUGCUUGAACGGAGGAGAGUGCGUUCAGUCAGAGUCAUGUGACUGCAGCUUGUAUCAGGCUACUGGACACAGAUGUCAGACAGUUCCAAAUCCUGGCUUUGAGAGGGAGAUGACGUGUAGGACGUGGGGUCAGUACAACUUUGAGACCUUUGAUGGCCUCUACUACUACUUCCCAGGCCGAUGCACGUACACUUUACUGAGGGACUGUGAGGAAACCACCCAGGCCAGCAUCGUUGUCCAGAUCCAUAACGACCCAGGCUGUAGCUCAGCACCCUACACUUGCCAACGAUCUGUCAGUCUCUUCCUGCCAUGGGAGGGUGAGGUCCGGCUACAUGCCACCAACGUGACCUUCAAAGGCCAAAGUUUGCAGUUGCCUCAUCACAUCCAUGACCUGCAGCUGGAGCAGAUCUCACAAUACGUGCUGGUAACGCAGCAGCACGGCUUCACGCUGGCGUGGGAGGGACGAAGCGGCUCUGUCUACAUCAAACUCAGCCCAGAAUUUGUGGGCAGAACCUGCGGCUUAUGUGGUAACUUCAAUGCUGACGUCCAGGACGACCUGAAGACGAGCUAUGGUGUGCUGAGUCAUGAAAUAGAAAUGUUUGGGAAUAGCUGGGUAGAGACACAGCCACAUGAGGAAAGAUGUUCCAUGGUGCCCUCUGGCUUUCCUUCGCCUUGUGCUACAGUCGAAUCUCAUGUCUUGCUGAAGGUGGAAGAGGUAUGUGCAAUGCUGCUGGAUCCACCAUUUCAGAGCUGCCACGACUUUGUCAGUCCACUGUCCUACAUGGCCAGCUGCUCCAAUGACCUCUGCACGUCGGGUCCCAGCGGUGAUGUGGUAUGCCAGGUGUUCACCGAGUACGCCCGGGCAUGCGCCCAUGCUGACCACCCACUGCACGAGUGGAGGCAGCACAUUCCUCAGUGUGCGAAGCAGUGCUCUCUAGGCCUGCAGCACAGGGAAUGUAUUAGCUGCUGCCCGGAGUCCUGCAACCUGGAGCGAACAUGUAUCGACAGCAAGCUCGCCUGCCUGGAUGGAUGCUACUGUCCCGAUGGUCUAAUAUAUGAAGAUGGAGGCUGCGUGAUGCCCUCCGACUGUCCCUGUGAGUACCACGGUAUGUUUUAUCCAUCUGGUCAGACGCUGCAGGAGGAAUGCAAUACCUGUACAUGCGUGGGUGGAGUGUGGAACUGCACUGACCACAGCUGCCCAGUCGAGUGCUCAGUCACAGGUGACAUGUAUUUUCAAUCCUUUGAUGGGCGGAUCUACACUUUUCCUGCAACGUGCCAGUACGUGCUCGCCAAGAGUCGCAACUCAGGGAAGUUUACAGUCACCAUCCAGAACAUGCCCUGUGGAGCUAAUUUGGAUGGGGCCUGCAUACAGUCGGUUAACCUGGUAAUUGAUGAAGAUCCAAGAACAGAAAUUACACUGAGUCACAUCGGAGAGGUCUUCAUUGCUGGACAGUACCGCAUCUCCCUGCCCUAUUCUGAUGACCUCUUCCACAUCCAGGAGCUAUCGUCGAUGUUCCUCCAGGUGAGGACGAUGUCUGGCCUGCGUCUGCAGUACAGCUGGAAGGAGUUUCGCCUCUACCUGCAGGCUGAUGAGCUGUGGAAGGAUGACACUGUGGGGCUGUGCGGCACCUUCAAUGGCAACAUUCAAGAUGACUUCCUAUCUCCAUCAGGUAUGAUUGAAAGCACUCCUCAGCUCUUUGGAAAUGCCUGGAGGGUCUCGUCUGCUUGUUUGUCCAGCCUGAGUACGCCUCAGCUUGACCCCUGUGACACACACCAGCAGGCUGUGACCUAUGCUUCAGAGAUGUGCGAUGUGCUGAAUCAGGAUCUGUUCUCUGCCUGCCAUGAGUACCUUAGUCCAACACCCUUCCACCAGCAGUGUCGCUCAGACACGUGUAAGUGCGGGACGCCUUGCCUCUGCUCAUCGCUGGCCCACUACGCUCGCCACUGCCGCAGAUUCUCUGUCAUCAUCGACUUUCGGUCACACAUAUCCGACUGUGCUGUCACCUGUCCUGCCACCAUGCAGUAUGGCACCUGUGUGUCCUCCUGCCAGCGUCGCUGCUCCUCCCUCUCCGUCCCGCAGCACUGUGGGGAGGAGUGUGAAGAGGGUUGCGUCUGUCCUCAGGGCUCCUUCUACAACCACCGAACACACACCUGUGUGCACAGGAGCGAGUGUCCCUGCAGUUUCCUCGGAGCAGAUUACGAACCAGGAGAUGUGAUCAUGACUUCAGCAGGUGUUCAGCUCUGUCUGAAUGGUAGACUGGUGUCCCAAACACAAACAGACACUGGCAGGUUGUGUCCAGAGGGUCAGAUCUACCAGAACUGCUCAGAGGGGGAGGAUGACCUCCUGCCAGAAAGGGGUGUGGCCUGUGAGCGCACCUGUGAGUCUUACCUGCUCAACCUCACCUGCUCAGUACAUGAGCCCUGUCUGGCUGGAUGUGUCUGCCCACCUGGCCUGCUGAAACAUGGAGAUGAGUGUUUUGAACCUGCUGCGUGCCCCUGUCUGUGGAAAGGAAAAGAGUAUUACCCUGGCGACAGAGUGUCAUCCCCCUGCUACCAGUGUGUUUGCCAGCACGGGACGUUCCAGUGUGUGUUUCGUCCGUGCCCAUCCUUGUGCACGGCUUACGGUGAUCGCCACUACAGAACGUUUGAUGGGCUCUUAUUUGACUACGUUGGGGCAUGUAAAGUUUAUCUUGUAAAGAGCAGUGCUGAUGUGAUGUUCAGCGUCACAGCUGAGAAUGUCGACUGUUUCGACAGCGGAAUCAUCUGCAGGAAAUCACUGCUGAUCAACAUCGGAAGAUCAUUUGUAGUGUUUGAUGAUGACACUGGGAAGCCAAAUCCAUCCAGCGUGAUUGACAGGAAGCAGGGGAUGCUCAUCUGGCCAGCUGGAUACUUCACAGUGAUUCAUUUCCCAGAGGAGGACGUCACAGUCCUUUGGGACCGGAGGACCACAGUUCACGUCCAGGUUGGACCUCGCUGGCAGGGGAAGCUGAGUGGGCUGUGUGGGAACUUUGACCUGAAGACGGUGAACGAGAUGCGAACACCUGACAACAUCGACUCCCCCACACCACAGGAGUUUGGAAAUAGCUGGACUGCAACAGAGUGUGUAAACAGUCCAGAUAUCAGACACCCCUGCACUCUCAGUCCACUCAGAGAGCCUUUUGCGAAGCGACAAUGUGCUGUUCUGCUCAGUGAGAUCUUCCAGGCCUGCCACCCAGUGGUGGAUGUCACCUGGUUUUACAUGAACUGUCUGGCAGACACGUGUGCCUGCAGCCGCGGAGGCGACUGCGAGUGUUUCUGCACUAGUGUGGCGGCGUACGCCCAGCGUUGCUGCCAUCAGGGUGUACCUGUUGACUGGCGUUCCCCCUCUCUAUGCUCUUAUGAUUGUGAAUUCUACAACAAAGUUCUGGGUAAAGGUCCCUUCAGGCUUUUCACCUUCAGGGAUCGGACGGCCCUGUUGGCAGCCAGCAAGUCCAGUGGCUUUGUGUUCCUGCAGCGGGGCAACAUCAGCACCACCGACACCCCCGGCGUCCUCUCGCAGUUCAUGAUGACACCUGGCCUCAGCAGAGCUCGACCACAUGACACGUCACGGAUUUCCUUUGAGGCAGCUGACAGACCAAACUACUUCCUGUUUGCAAGCCCCAGAGGCCAUCUGACUUUGGCCAAGUGGGAGGAGAGCGAGGCAUUCUGGGAAAGAGCGACCUUCGUCCUCCGCAGGAACACCUGGAUCCCGGGCUAUGACUCGCUCGAGUCCCAUGCAAAACCUGGCUUCUUCUUACACGCCACUGUACCACGCCUCCACCUAAUCAAAUACAGACACACUGACAGCUUUCGCAAGGCCACACUGUUCAAACUGACAGGCCCCAACCCAGACACCCCGCCAGCUCCUCGCUGUCAGUGGAGGUACGACGCCUGUGUCAGCCCGUGUUUCAAGACAUGCAGCGACCCUUUUGCUGAAGCCUGUGUCACCAUCCCACAAGUGGAGGGUUGCCUUCCUGUGUGCCCCCUACACAUGGUCCUGGAUGAGGUCACCCGUCGGUGUGUCUAUAUUGAAGACUGUAUCAAGGUCCCAGUUACCGUGCUGCCCAUCACACCAUCCGCUGCACAGCCAACCUAUGCAGCUGCUACUUCUACAACUACUACAAGUACUACUGCCUCCACCAGUACCCUCAGUACAACCACCUCCAUUACUGCCACAUCUGCUGCCACUCCUCACACUGCUCCCGUGACCAAAGUCACUACCACUGUUCCAGAGGAGAGUGCGCAGACCACCUCCUCACAAACACCACCUGCCUUCAUCUUGCCCUCUGCACCUCCUAAACCUUCCAGUACAGUAGAGCCCCCAGCUCCCCCAAUGAUACCCACUGCUGUGAGUCCUGAGGUGGUGGCGCCACUGUCAACUGUCAGAGUGACGGAAGCUCCACCCACCACUAUCACGGGUACAACAACAUGGAUAACUGGGCCACUGAGCUCUACUGUCAGCCCCUUUGGUCCCAGCACGUCCAGGACAAGUAGCACCCCUUUUGCUAUCACACCCCUGUUCUGGCUCACGUCUUCCACCAAGCCCACUGAUUUCCAGCAGCCACUCUUCACCACCACUCCUGUGACCAUUGAGUCAGCCACCACCACCACCACUGCAGCUGAGACCCCAACCUCUGUAGAGGGGACAAGCACAAGCAGCACUCCUGUAGCUGUGCAGACCACUGAGGCCACAACACAUUCCACAGGGAUCACUCCAAUCGUAACGGCUUCCAUUCCCAGUCCUGCUCCUGUUUCUGGGACUUCUGUAGUUACAGAAAGAGCUACAGUUCCUACUACAGCUCUCUCUGCACACACAGACACCAGAACAAAGCCUUCAACAGUGGAAGGAACUACAACAACAUCCAUCCCACCUGGCUUACCAAGUACAGCCUUCACAACCAGUUCACCUCUUCCAGCUUCUCCUUUUGUGGAAACAGGAACUAUAUCUGUGCCAGAAAUCACUUCGACAAAGAUGACAGAAUCAGUCACACCAGCUGCAACUACUAGUAAAACAACACCACACAUGAGAACACCACCUGUUACCACAGAGAGGAUUUUGCACACAACCUCUACGGACCUGACAACUUCAACGACAACUGUUCCCGAGUUACCUGCGACAACCAUUAUCCAUGUUGCACCAACCACAGCUGCACCAACUCCCUCUACCUCAACUACUACAGACUGGAGGACACCCACAACGAAAGUGACCAUAACUGACUCCACUGCAUCUAUCACAACAACAGCUGUACCUUCACCUGAAAAGGUGACAACUCCUGUUGUGUCCACCUCCACAACCACUACUGAGAGAACCUCCUGGUCUGCAGCUGUCCCAGUUACGGAGAGAAUAACCACCGUCACUGCAACCUCAAGACCUCUGGAAAUACCAGAAAUAUCUACUGUGUCCACAGGACCUCUAGUCACAACAAGUCUUACAGAAACCACUCCGGAGUCACUAUCGCCCACAACUGAGAGCUCCACCAGUCCACCAACCACUAGGAGUACCUCUGAACCAUGGCGUCCCCCUCACUGGCAGACCUCCUCCACCCCAGUCGACAGACCCACAGUGGAGAUGACACCAGAAGUCAAAUCUGAAACUGCUGUCCAUGUGGUCACUUCCACUACAACUACUGCAGUCCCUCAUCUCCCAGUAACGACUGAGCUGACAUCAGUUGCUUCCACACCCACCACUGCCCAAGCUACGAGACGUCCUGAAAUCUCAACUGCAGAAAUCACAGCCAUCACAGCCAAGAAACCGGAUACACCCCCUCUACCUGUGCAUAUGUCCCCUGAGACACUUCUCACCACAGCCCCUACAAGUGUACCACCUGCUGUUGCUACCACAACACUAAGACCUGUCAUCAUUCAAUCGACUGCAGAGACAAUGCAUCCGUUAACAGGCAGAGUCCAGGUGUCAACAACAUCUACAACCACAUUACGUCCGUCUUGGUCUCCACUCCACACAACCACUUCUACAGCACCUCCAAGGACAACAACUAUCCUGGACAAAGUCACCACCCGGCUGGUGUCCACUUCAAGAGCUACACCUGGUACGACAACUUCCUCUGUCACACGGACACCCACUCUCAGGACGACACUUAGACUUCCUGUGACAACAAGAAUUACCCCCAGAAUCACGUCGACUGAGCACUCAACCGUCAGGCCAGUCACCGUAAGAAUUACAGUAGCAACAAGGCCAUCAGCAGUAACCACCAGAUCAACCACUGUUGGCCCACCAGCUCUUACACCAAGCCCUGGCACCACAACCACAUCAGUGACAUCUACAACCAUCACAUCAGCAGAGCCAGUUACUACAGCGAGCACAACCCAACCUCCUGACACAACCACAUCAGGCCCCCGCUCGACCACCAUAACUGCUCCAGUGCCUGGUCCUACUUUAACAACACCCACAACAUCUACAGCCAGCUCAGCUUUAGCCCCCAGAGAGUCAACCACACCUGAGGAAACUUUGACAAUUACAGAGACUGAUGUUUCACCAUCUGCAUCCCAGCCGGUGACGCCAGUGCCUGAUAUACUGAGCUCCACUCGACAACCCAGUAUUCCUACUUCUGCUACAACUUUACUUCCAUCAGCCACCAAAUCCCAAACGACUAUGCUGGACAGAGUCUAUCGUACAAGUCCAGGUGCAACAGCACCUCCAGCACCGCCUUCUCCUCACCCACCAGCAGAAGCAACCAGCCACACAACAGAAGGAGCAACAUCUAUUGCUGUAUUACCUACAAGGACGUGCACGCCUCCAUAUGCAGAGAUUGUUGAUGAAUGCACAAAGUACAUCUGUGUCAACAACCAGCUCAUCCUGUUCAACAAAUCCCAAAGCUGCCCUUACACUGCCGACCCACCGAACUGUGGCCUGCUUGGCUUUGCUAUCCUCGUAAACGGAGACAAGUGCUGCCCUAAGUGGGACUGUCCAUGUCGAUGCACAAUGUUCCCUGAUCUGAACGUGAUUACAUUUGAUGGGAACAGCUUUGCCAUCUACAAGGCUGCCACCUUUAUAGUGACCCAGCUGCCCAAUGAGACUGUCAGUGUUCUGGUUCAGGAGUGUCCCGCUGACUCGCAGUCAACACUCUUCUGGAAUUUCACCAACUUGUGUCUGGUGGCACUCAACAUCACCCAUAAAUCCAACCACAUCAUCAUCAACAGGCUGCAGAGGAGAUUAUACGUCAAUUCGCGGUAUGCUAAACCUCGAUUCAAAAAGUACGGCUUUGAGAUCUAUGACACAGGCAACAUGUACCUGAUCCGGAGCCCAGCUGGUCUCAAGCUGCAGUGGUACCACAGCACAGGCAUGAUGGUCAUUGACACAGACAGCUCCGGCAACAAGCUUUCCACCAUGGGCCUCUGUGGCUUCUGUGAUGGGGACCCAUCAAACGACCUGACUUUGGCCAAUGGCACCACAGUGGGUGAAAGUGAAGAUCCAGCUGUGUUCAUCGACAGCUGGCAAGUUCCCAACACCACAAGUUACAUCAGUCACAGCCGCCGCCGUGAGCUCAACUGCUCCACCAGUGACUGCUCCAGCUGCUUCUUCAUGCUGCAGAACCAGACCUUCACCCCCUGCCACACCUUUGUCCCACCCACCACAUUUUGUGAGGUUUGGGUUCGAGACUCAGAGUAUGUCAACAACCAGUGUGUGGCGCUGGCUGCCUACGUGGCUUCCUGUCACAAAUUCAAUAUCUGCAUUGAAUGGAGGAGUCCAGAUUACUGCCCCUUUGUGUGUCCUGAAACCCUGAGGUAUCAGGCCUGCCUGCCGGCCUGCACGUCUCAGUCCUGCCCAAACAACGACUUUGAUUCUGAUCCAGACCAGUGCUCUGGCCUGACUGAGGGCUGUGUGUGCCCUGAGGGAACCCUCCUUCACCGGCCAUACUCAGCCCUCUGCAUCCCACCUGACAAGUGCGCCUGCACCGACAGCGCUGGCAUUCCUCGUGCACACGGGGAGGUUUGGAAAGCCUCGAAGGAUGCCUGCUGCAUGUACCGCUGCGACAAUGACACCAUCAUUCCCGUGGAAUACAACUGCUCCAGCAUAGUGGCGCCUGUGUGCCGUCGAGCAGGGGAGGUGAUCAUCAGCCUGGCUGAUGACACCAGCUGCUGUCCCCAAAAAGUCUGCGUGUGUAACCAGAGCCUGUGUGACCAGCUCCCUCCUGAGUGCAAAUAUGGGGAGAAGCUGGUGUCAUACUACAGACAGGACUCCUGCUGUCCCGAGUACACUUGUGAAUGUGAUCCAGUGCUCUGUGAGUCGGACAUUCCCACCUGCAGAGAUGACCAGGUUCGGAUCGCCACCAGAGCUGAAGGCAGCUGCUGUCUCGCCCACAUCUGCAUGUGUGCUUCCUGUGUGGAGACGCCUCCCCUCUGCCAGGAUGGUGAAGUUCUGACUGUCGACAGCAACACCACAGAUCGCUGCUGCCCCACCUAUCAGUGCGUGUGUGAGCCCUACAGGUGCCCUCAGCUCACCUGUCCUGUCGGGAUGUCAGUGGCUUCUGUGUCCAGUCCAGGUCGCUGCUGUCCCAACCAAGCAUGCGAGUGUUCCUGUGAAAAGAUCGCCUCCCCAAAAUGUGGCCUGGGGGAGGCUGCCCAGCUGGACCGAGCCUUUCUGUCCGAUCCUCAGAACCAGUGCGCCUGCAAAAGAUACAAGUGUGUGCGUGAGGCUGUGUGUGUGCUUGGAGAGCGAGGAGUGUUGCGGCCCGGUCAGACUCUGGUGGAGCGCGGAGACGACGGCUUGUGUCACAGCAGGCAGUGCAGCCGCAGCCUCGACCCAGCGAGCGGCUUCCAUGUGCUCCGCACCUUCAGCGUCAACUGCUCUAACCAGUGCCAACCAAAUCAGAUCUACGUGCCUCCCAAAGAGCAGUCAACAUGCUGCGGUGUCUGUAAGAACAUUUCCUGCCUCUAUGAGCAUGAGAAUGGAACUACAGGUCUCUAUAAGCCGGGAAAAUCUUGGGUCUCAAGCUGCAUGAAGUUCGACUGCACAGACACUCUCUCUGGACCCACACUCAUCUCCUACUCCUUCAGCUGCCCUCCCUUCAACGAAACAGAGUGUAUGAAGAUCGGUGGGACUGUCGUAAGUUACAUGGAUGGAUGCUGCAAGACAUGUACUGGAUUCCCUCUCUUCCCUUUCCCUGUUAGCCCCCUGACUCCCACAGUUAACACAAACUGUGAAAGAGGCAAAGAAGACGGAAAGUCAUGUCAGAAGGUGACGGUGAGGAUGACCAUCAGGAAGAAUGACUGCCGCAGCAACAGACCGGUGAACAUCGUCUCAUGUGAUGGAAAAUGUCCUUCCGCCAGCAUCUACAACUACAACAUCAAUACGUACGCUCGCUUCUGCAAGUGCUGCAGAGAGACGGGGCUGCAGCGGCGCUCUGUGCAGCUCUACUGCAGUGGCAAUGCAACCUGGGUCAGCUACACUAUCCAGGAGCCCACUGACUGCUCAUGCCAGUGGUCCUAA
Messenger RNA from Archocentrus centrarchus (flier cichlid), 10537 nucleotides. It is a transcript of the gene otog, whose product is annotated as otogelin. Gene Ontology annotation, molecular function: protein binding; alpha-L-arabinofuranosidase activity. The transcript is spliced from 58 exons. Lineage: Eukaryota; Metazoa; Chordata; Actinopteri; Cichliformes; Cichlidae. Gene Ontology annotation, biological process: L-arabinose metabolic process. The coding region runs from base 50 to 10537 and encodes 3495 amino acids. The record is from RefSeq and is a predicted model, not a curated record. Gene Ontology annotation, cellular component: extracellular matrix.